Ruditapes philippinarum (Manila clam) is the source of this 3200-nucleotide messenger RNA. RefSeq lists its product as uncharacterized. Lineage: Eukaryota; Metazoa; Mollusca; Bivalvia; Venerida; Veneridae. The transcript is spliced from 3 exons. The record is from RefSeq and is a predicted model, not a curated record. Gene Ontology annotation, cellular component: nucleus. Gene Ontology annotation, molecular function: DNA binding. Bases 1039 to 2727 code for a protein of 562 amino acids.
UAGAUAAGGUUAAAUUAAGCCAAGUUCACUUUUUAUAAUAAAUACGGUAGUUAUUUCCCUUAAAGGCCAAACCAAAUCUAUUGUGGUGUUAUGUGUUCAUGUUUGUCUUGGUUCCUUUUGUUAUGAGUGAUUGAACUGGUUUUGCAAGUUUAGUGAUGGAUGAUUGGUUUUGGUAUGCAAGUUAUUUUUAGAUGAUUUGGUUCUGGGAUAUAAUAUUUUCUUGGUAACUGACCACUCCUUGUCUCGCUUUCGAAGUGUAAAGAGCUAUAAAAGUAUUUAACAUUCAGUAAUUUCUUUAUAGAAAUACUUGAUUCUGAUUUCUAUUAUUUCAUUAGAUCUCAUCUAUAUAAAGCCUGGUAUGUAUAUUUGUAUAUAUUUAUUUGUGAAAUUGUUUUUAUUGUAAUUUGAAUUGUUGUGUAAUAUUCUGUAUUAUGUAUUUUGUGAAAUGUAUUUGUCUUGUAUUAUAUUUGGUUGUAAUGUGAUGUCUUAUACUUAUAUUAUUUGUUACAGGUUUUAUUCUUUAUUGAAUAAACAUAGCCUCGAGUGCCCUUAUUCCGUGGGAGUCCUGGUUCCGGUGAUUUUUGUUUACUUCCUAUCUCGCGCGAAAUCGAUGACGUCAUACGUCAAGUGCUCGAUAAAAUUUUGUGUAUUGCAGAACGCAAACAGCAAAUAGAAAAUCAACUCAAAAUGCGAUCAAAGCAGGUAAAACAGGUCAUGACAUUUCAGUUUGAUGUAAAUUUGUAUUUUUUACUAUUUCCAAUUCAUUGCUUUCAAAAUCUGCCUAUUUUUGCUGCAAAAACAUCAUUUGAAAAUUUGACAGCUGAUUUAUGUUUGUAAACAAACCUCCAUUGACAUUUUCCCAUCAUGCAAUUUUCGGUAAGUUAGGGCUAAGCACAUUUUUCAUGAGUGGUUUUCAGACCUAUUUCUUAUGUGAUUUUUUAUCAUUUGUUUUAUCUCAAAAUUGCUUUUCAGCAAAAUCCAAAGAAAAUUCGCCGUAAAAACAGGCUUUACUCCCCUACAGCAUUGACAAAUGCCUAUAUGCAUAUAAAGGAGCAUGGCACAUCAGUUAGAAAAGCUUCAAAACUCUAUGGUGUCCCAGAGAGUACCCUUAGGGACAGAACUUUAGGGUUAGUUCAUAUUGAUACUCUGUCUGCUGGUGGACAACCCUUGUUUGAUGAGUAUGAAGAGGCUAAUCUUGUCAGCCAUUUCAAAACUAUGGCAGGAUAUGGCCAUGGGUACACAAGACAAGAGUGUGUUGACAUUGCCACUGAUUAUGCUGUCCAGUUAGGUCGCCGAACUCAGGAUAGACCACUCACGAUGAAAUGGAUGAGAGGGUUUUUAAAGAGGUGGCCAGAAUUAAAGGUUGUUAAACCAAAAGGUCUAGAGCACGCGCGUGCAAAAAUGGCAUCACGUGAUACAGUGAUGAAGUACUUCAUCAACUUAAAAGAAACAAUUGCAAACCACAACAUUGAACCCCAUUUGAUUUUCAACAUUGAUGAAAAGGCGGUCAAAGUUGAACAUAAGCCUCCUAAUGUAGUGGCAAGUUCUGAUUACAUCCCCUCUGCUGUUACCUCUGGCAAGGGACAGAUGGUAACUUUGAUUGGUGCUGGAAGUGCAGCUGGACAAGCUAUCCCCCCUUAUCUUGUUUUUCCAGGACAACGCAUGAGGUCUGAGCUUAUGAUUGGAGCAUCGCCAGGUGCUGAUGGAACAGUUAGUGAAACCGGCUGGUCUAAUGGCAGCAUUUUUAGAUACUAUUUAGAACAUCACUUUCUUAAAUUUGUUCCUGGACGCAAUGAUAAGAAAAUCCUUGUGAUCCUAGAUGGGCAUAAGUCUCAUGUGUCUGUAGGUCUCUCUGAAUGGGCACAUAAAUUAGGAAUUGUUAUUUUCAUAUUGCCACCCCAUUGUAGCCACAUUCUUCAGCCCAUGGAUGUAGGAUGUUUUGGCCCCUUUCAGAAAAUAUAUGAUAUAAAAUGUCACAAGCUCAUUAGGGAAGUUUCAUCAGUAAUUACCAGAUACAAUAUUUGCCAAGUAUCUUGUUCAUCCUAUCUAGCUGCUCUUACCCCAAAAAAUGUCCAGGCUGCAUUCCGCCGUGCAGGCAUUUACCCGUUUGAUCCCUUGGCCAUUGCACAGGAGAAACUUCUACCUGCAGAGGUGUUCAGAUCAUGUUCUUCUGACACUGAUAUCAGUGAUGAUAGCCAGGCAACAGUGAUAGGUGGGGUCCAGUCAGAGUUAAAUGAAAUGUCUCAGGACAUUGUAAAUUUCUUGCACCAGAAAGAGGCUAGUCUUAAAAGGGUAAAAAAUGAAAACAAAACAAAACCAAGAAAUACCAUGAGUAAAAUUGUUGCAGGUAAGGAAAUCAAUGAGUCUGUACUGAAACAAAUGACUGAGCAUGUUGAAAAACAAGGAAAAUCUAACAAGUCAAAAUCUAAGGUUAAGCAGAGUAACCAGCAAAAGAAGACCCCACCAUCACCACAACCUGGGCCAUCAUGUAUAAAUAUUGUAGAAAAUGUGUCAGAUACUGACAGUGAAAUUGAUGAGUCUGAACUUUGUUGUAAAUGCAAAAAAUUUACCCCAGUUGAACUGUUGAACUGCAAUUUUGUAAAGUUUACAACAUGGGGGCAGUGUGAUUCUUGUGGCCACUGGGUGCAUUUGAUUUAUUGUACUUCUGAAAGAGUCUUAAGGCGUGGAGAUCACUUUGUUUGCCCAUGUUGCAAGGAGGAAGAGUGAAUUUGCAUGCAUCCUAGCAUAUUUGUGACUUGAUUACAAGAUGUAAAUAAACUAAAUUGACAAUUUAAUUCCUUGAGAAUAUGUUCCAUAAAAUGAUAACUGAUUAAAAUUGUGAAAAAUUUAUGUUUUGAAUUAGAAUUACUAUGUAUAAAACCAUAUGUACCUGUAGAACCCAACAUAAAAAUGUGAGAGUGGCCUAAUUGUUGUUUUAUUCGGAGUUACCCCCCUUGAUUAGCAUGUGUAUGACGUCACCGGAAUCAGGGCACCAUGUUUUUACAGAAGAAUUUUUGGAAGGUGGUCAAAGUUUUGAAAAAAAAUCAUGAACUACUUAUGCUAUUUUAAUAAAAACAAAGGCAUUUUGAAGGUAAGUUAUUUGUUUUUAUUUGGCAAAUGCUAAAACUGUUUUUUUCAUUCUUUAAAUUGGAUUUAUUCUCAAUCCUGUUCUUAUAUCACCGGAACAUGGGCACUCGAGG